UGCUGCCAAUUGAAUUCAAUGUAGAAAACCAAGAUGAUUUAACAACCAAAGAAAACCUCAUCGGUCCAGUUUUUAUGAUCAUACAUUUCAUAGUGAGUAGCAGUUUCGGAAAAAAUAGUAGUCUUGGUCCAGAUGUCUUGGGGAAAAAAUAAUUAAAAUGUGCAUAUUUUAUUACAUAAUACCUAUUUUUGCUAUCUGCUCUUCAUAUGAAACCUAACGGUCGUUAAUCGGGUUUCAAAAUACCAUCAGGGACGUUUUAUUUUGCCUUCAAAAUCUGAUAUUCCGUAUUCACUUUAAUAGGAGCACCAAUGCCGUGCCCUCAACAUGCGCAGUACAGACUUACUUCCGGGACUUCACAUGGUUAGCUGAAGGCGUCCUUCCUGUCUAGAUAAAUGUGCAUGUCUAAAGAAUUUAAGUUAUUGUGUUCGCACUUUCAGCUGGCCGUGUCAGCUAUCUAUGCGCGUUUCAUCACAUUCAGUAAGCCCCGUUUUCGAAUUUAGCUGAAACUAUUUAUUCAAAGCUUCGUUGCAAAAGAAGAUUUUUCACUUUGUUUGAAGUGCAAGAAAGCUUCUCACAUUAAAGCAGCAAGCUAACCAUAGAGUGCAUAUUUAUAUGAGUAGGAAAAUCAUUGAGUUUGUCAUUGAGAUACAAGCGAAAAAGACUUCUUUGCGAAGUAGGCUCUGAACAUUUCAUAAGAAUGACAGAGGUAUCAAAGGAAGAGUUUGGGGUGAUACCCGGGCAAGGAAGUGUGGAGAAAUGGAAGUUAAAAUCACAAAGUGUUACUAUAGAAAUUAUAUCACUUGGUUGCAUUAUAACAUCGUUGAAGACCCAAGACAAGAAUGGAGAAAUGGAUGACAUCGUCCUGGGAUUUGACAUCCUCGAAGGCUAUCUGACAAAUCCCCGAUACUUCGGAGCUGUCGUUGGACGGGUGGCCAAUAGGAUCGCCAAGGGGAAGUUCACGAUCGAUGGGAAGGGAUAUCAGUUGGCCAUCAAUAACGGGCCAAAUUCCCUCCACGGGGGGCUGAAAGGUUUUGACAAGGCCAUCUGGACGAGUGAAGCCACAGCCGACGGUGUGAGGCUGUCGCUGACCAGCCGGGACGGGGAGGAGGGCUACCCUGGGGAGCUGAGUGCCACCGUCACCUACAGCCUGCAGGGAGACACCCUCACCGCCCAAUACCACGCCUCCUCCAGCCAGGCCACGCCCAUUAACCUCACCAACCACUCCUACUUCAACUUGGCUGGACAUGGGACCCCAGACAUAUACGACCAUCAGGUGUCAAUCACAGCUGAUGCCUACCUGCCUGUGGAUGACACUAUGAUUCCCACAGGGGAAAUCAGGGCUGUAGAUGGCUCACCCUUUGACCUCCGAAAGCCUGUGCUGAUUGGUCCACGUUUAAAGGAAGUCCCAGGACCAGGUUUCGACCAUAACUUCUGCCUGUCAUCUCCUGGGGAGCCCCCGGAGGAGCGACCAUGUGCCAGGGUGCACCACCCAAAGAGUGGGCGGGUUUUGGAAGUGAGCACAACCCAGCCGGGCGUGCAGUUCUACACCGCAAACUUCCUGGAUGGCAGCCUGCGGGGCAAGGGCGGGGCCACCUACCCCAAACACAGCGCCUUUUGCCUGGAGACCCAGAACUGGCCCAACGCCGUCAACCAGCCCGAGUUCCCCAACACCCUGCUGAGGCCAGGAGAGGCCUACAGCCACACCACACGCUUCAGCUUCACCACCGCCUGAAACCAGCAGAGGCCUAUAGCCACACCACACAGCUUCAGCUGCUCCACUGCCUGAGACCAGCAGAGACCUACAGCCACACUACAGCUUCAGCUUCACCACAGCCUGAGCCCAGCAGAGACCUACAGCCACACUGCACACUUCAGCUUCUUCAGAGGAGUCCAGUGAAGCACCACAACUCAUCUCACUUGCAUUGUGGAACACGUCACUGCUCAUGUUAAACCACACGCUUACUCCAGCCAUGUUACAGUAAACCACACGCUUACUCCAGCCAUGUUACAGUAAACCACACGCUUACGCCAGCCAUGCUGAACCACACGCUUACGUUGGCCAUGCUACACCAUGCGCUUACAUUAGCCAUGCUGAACCACAUGCUUACGUUGGCCAUGCUACACCAUGCGCUUACAUUAGCCAUGCUGAACCACACGCUUACGUUGGCCAUGCUACACCAUGCGCUUACAUUAGUCAUGCUGAACCACACGCUUACGUUGGCCAUGCUACACCAUGCGCUUACAUUAGCCAUGCUGAACCACACGCUUACGUUGGCCAUGCUACACCAUGCGCUUACAUUAGCCAUGCUGAACCACACGCUUACGUUGGCCAUGCUACACCAUGCGCUUACAUUAGCCAUGCUGAACCACACACUUAUGCUAGCCAUGCUA
Molecule: messenger RNA, 2391 nt
Organism: Anguilla anguilla (European eel)
Lineage: Eukaryota; Metazoa; Chordata; Actinopteri; Anguilliformes; Anguillidae
Gene: galm
Product: galactose mutarotase
Exons: 7
Coding region: 698-1732 (344 amino acids)
Biological process (GO): beta-D-galactose catabolic process via UDP-galactose, Leloir pathway; glucose metabolic process
Molecular function (GO): aldose 1-epimerase activity; carbohydrate binding
Source: RefSeq, a predicted model, not a curated record